Nerophis lumbriciformis (worm pipefish) is the source of this 2351-nucleotide messenger RNA. Its product is annotated as N-acylethanolamine-hydrolyzing acid amidase-like. Gene Ontology annotation, molecular function: fatty acid amide hydrolase activity. The record is from RefSeq and is a predicted model, not a curated record. Lineage: Eukaryota; Metazoa; Chordata; Actinopteri; Syngnathiformes; Syngnathidae. Gene Ontology annotation, cellular component: lysosome. Gene Ontology annotation, biological process: fatty acid metabolic process.
UGUACCAGUGUUGUGUGUCGCUUCAUUCCGGUUGAGUCGCUGUCGAGCGGUGACGACCAUGUCGGUCCUCCGUGCUGCUGUGCUGUUUCUCGGACUGGUCGCGUCGUGCACUCCGGACUUCGCUCCCCCCACAAUUAACAUAAACCUGGACGACGACCCAAAAGUGAGAUGGGAGCCAAUUCUGAAAGUAUUCGACCCAGACUAUCUCAAGAGAGCCGCUGCUGAGGUCAUAGACUCAACUGUUCCAAAAUGGCUUCACAAUGUCCUUAAAGAACUUGUCAAGUCUUCAGAAAAGUACAUUCUUCCUGAGCCUUAUGGGGAUGAGAUUCGAGGCUUGGCAGCACACUUUGGUGAUGGCCUCUCAGACGCCAUCAUGCUCAACUAUGCCUAUGAAAUAUCUGCAUUUUGCACGAGCAUUGUUGCUCAGGACAAAGACGGGAACCUGUUCCAUGGCAGGAAUCUGGACUACCCACACUCUUCAGUUCUGAGGAACCUGACUGUGAAUGUAAACUUUCUGAAGGACGGAAAGGUGGCAUACAGUGGAACGUCGUUUGCUGGCUAUGUUGGCCUGUGGACAGGACAGAGUCCGAACAAGUUUACUGUCUCCGGUGACGAGCGAGGCAAGGAUCAUUGGUGGAACGUCUGGAAGAAUAUGGUGUCAGGUUUUUUGUUAGGGAGAAGUCCCGUCAGCUGGCUGGUGAGAGAGACUCUGGAGGUGGCAGAAGACUUUCAAAGCGCAGUCAUGCGUCUUGCCAAAAUCCCCAUCAUCACAGAGGUGUAUUACAUUGUGGGCGGGGCACGGGCGGGGGAAGGAGUCGUCAUCACCAGAAACCGAGGCGGCCCUGCAGACAUCUGGCCUUUGAAUCCGCUGAAUGGCGAAUGGUUCCUAGUCGAGACCAACUUUGAUCACUGGCUUCCGUCCCCAGCCAAGGAUCAUCGGAAACAAGCAGCUGACAAAGCAAUGAAUGCUACAGGUCAAGGUCAUAUCAACAUGAAGACGCUUUAUCAGGUUUUGUCGCUCAAUCCAGUGUGUAAUGAGAUAACAGUUUAUACGACAACGAUGAGUGCUGCAAAACCUGAGGAGUAUUCCACACGUGUCAGGCCACAGGGCUGUCCUGGGACUCACUGACCUGAAUCGCUUUGAGUGAUCAACAGCGAAUCUACGUGGCACUAAUCCUAAAAAAUGACCAACAAACAAAAACAUUCUAAGCCUUUGUAGAUAGUUAAUUGAUUCAGAGUACCAAUUGCUUUAACAUCAGUGUGUAUGCGAUUUCUCAUGUAUGUGACAACUUUUAAUGCACCUUAUUGUUAAGAUUUCAAACUUGUGAGGAAAACAUAUAAGUCACUGUCCUUUGAACUUUUAUUUGUAACAGACCAGGUACAAUUUUAACACAGUAAAACAAGUAAUAUACUGUAAACAACAAAGAAAAACCACCCCUUUUGCUGUUAUUUGUUUUUUUUUAAAUUAAAAUGACAUGUUCUUGCUUAAAUAGGGAUGUCUUUUGCUGUUCUAUUUUUUAAAUCUGAGCAGAAGUUUUGAUGGUGCAGUGCCUUAAUUCAGACAGUGUUGCUUUGGUUCGCAGACUGACGUGUUAGAAGUGUUAUUUUUAAUCAGCUACAUUCAUUAUGUCUGUCGCAUAAGAUUAGCUUUCAAUUUUAAUUGCCAUGUUUUUAACUAUUUCAUGCACACUUUAAAAUGUUAUUGUGAUGUAUUGUUUACAUUCAAAAUCACAACCACAAAUUGAAAUGUUAUGAAAAUAAAUGUAUUUUUUAAAAUGGUUAUUGUUGCCCUUUAAUGUGGAAUUUGACAAAUGUUUACCUUUUGUUUGUUUUCUUAAAUCUAAAUUUGCUAUAAGUCUUGUUGAUUAUUGUUUUAAAUAUGCAUUUGUUCACCUUUUUUUUUAUUCCAUGGCACUGUAUUGAAUGUGUUACUAAUACCAAGUAUAUAAGCAAAAUUAUAAUACCUUUUAGUGAGUGCAGCUGUUUUGAAAGUAUCUUUUUGUCAAAACAAUAAAAAAAUCUAACCCUAACCCUCUAACCCUAACCCUAACCCUAUGAGAUGUGAUGCAAGCAGGCCCGGCCCUAACCAAUCUGGCGCCCUAGGCAAGAUUUUAGGUGGCGCCCCCCCACAUCGGCAGUGAAGUGUAUAUACUCACAAGAAACCGAAUAGCUUUGUCUUUGACCUUUUUUUUACUUAAAGAAAGCAAAUUAACAAUCAGAAUAGUUAACAAGAUAAAAAAAAUAUGAAUAAAUAAAUGAAUGCAAAAAAUGAAUAUAUGAAAUACAAUAUUUUUUACAUACAUAUUGCUUAAUUUACAUUAAUGAUGUGCACUUUAACAACUAGGCUUACA